AUGCGUAUACGACUGCCCUUUGCAGCUGUGUUCGCACUGCUGCUCUUGCUUGCUGGAUACGCUGGUCUCUCGACAUUUGAGUUUGGCAGCUUUUCCAACGACAAGGUCCUGCAUGCAGUCACCUUCUUCCUCCUCACCCUUGUCUUCUACUGGGUCGUUGACACAAAUCGCCGGCGUACCGUCAACAUGACCCUCGUCGUCUGUACACUUUCGCUCGGCAUCGGCUCGGAGUUUCUCCAGAGCUUUCUCCCCAAUAACCGCGACUUCGACAUGUACGAUAUCUUCGCCAACGUUGCAGGCAGCCUCGCUGGCGUCGCUCUCUGCUCAUGGUAUCACAAGCGUAUGAUGGAGCGAAGGAGGAAGAACAAGACAUACAACACUGUUCCUGGUGAAGAGGAUGUUGAGCUUGGGGAGGACCAGGAAACAAGUGUCACGGGCGAAACGUCGCGAGGGGGUACUUUGGAAGAAGAGGUUGAUAACUGGGAUGAGCAUGCGCCCGACGAUUGGGAGGGUGAGGGCGCUGCGGAAGCACCCGCCCCGGCGCGAAAGGGCUCUGAAGGGUAG
Molecule: messenger RNA, 564 nt
Organism: Drechmeria coniospora
Lineage: Eukaryota; Fungi; Ascomycota; Sordariomycetes; Hypocreales; Ophiocordycipitaceae
Product: VanZ-like protein
Exons: 2
Coding region: 1-564 (187 amino acids)
Source: RefSeq, a predicted model, not a curated record